Messenger RNA from Oncorhynchus keta (chum salmon), 3247 nucleotides. Its product is annotated as TLR adapter interacting with SLC15A4 on the lysosome-like. The record is from RefSeq and is a predicted model, not a curated record. The coding region runs from base 250 to 1056 and encodes 268 amino acids. The transcript has 3 exons. Gene Ontology annotation, biological process: regulation of toll-like receptor signaling pathway. NCBI's taxonomy places the organism in Eukaryota, Metazoa, Chordata, Actinopteri, Salmoniformes, Salmonidae.
CUUACAUUCUAAAUUGAAUGUCACACCACAGAAGGCAGAAGCUGAAAAGCAGGGGCAGUGAGUGUUCUAAUUUUAUUUCUAACAAUGCUUCCUGUUUUUGACAUUUGCUACUCAGAAGCUCAGUACAAUUAGGGACAGCACAUUACCGUGGCUGCUCACCAGUUAGAGAAAUCUGUAGCUAAUUUAUAAACCUUGUAUUAGUGGACAGACUAAAGGAACACCAUCUAUUAUAAAAACAGAGUGGUUGUCAUGUUGGGAGAAGCCUUCAUCAGAGUCUUCAGGUACAGGGAAGAGGAUUGUGACCCCGAUUCCACAAAGGCUCAGGAACGUCCACCACAUCCUGCCCCCAAUAUAAUUCUGACCCCAGGUUCAAUGUCAGGAAACAUGGAAGGUCUGGUGCAGUCUGAUCCUAGAGUGACAACCAGGCUCAGUCAUGCCCUCACCAUCCCCAAUAGCCACUGUGAUGACUAUGGUGACCUGGAGCUCUAUCGCUCCUGGUGCUGCACCACCUUCUGCAAAGACUACCCCGACCUGCAGCUCAGAGGGGACCAUGUGGGAAACAGGAGCUCAGAGAGCCCGCGGCUGGAGAAUGAGGGGUUCGAAGGACCACUUCUUCAAUCUCAGGACCUGGGAGAGCUGGAGGCCUUGGAACCCACAGGGCCUGUGGAGCCUAGGGUGCAGGUAGAAUCCCAGCCCCUGCAGGAUGAGGGUUGCCUGGUCAUGGACAGCAGCAUCAUCACCCUGAACAGGGAGCCUCUAUCCAAUUCCAUGCUGAACGGCUAUCUGGAGAGUAAGCUGCUGGAGGUGUACAGCCAGCACAUGCAGGACAGCCUGGCCCGGGGCAGCUCUCCCCUGGUCCAGACACCUCCCCAGGGCCUGAUACCAGCCCCAGUAAUGCAGCUCAGCCUGUAUCUCUGUCAGGACCACGGCCUGGACUCCAGUACGGCCCAGAGCAUCGUCAUCCACUACCUUAGCACCUACACCGUGGCUAGCUCCCACUUCAGCUCCCCCAACCUGCGCAUCUCCAACCCUGAGCCUAGAAGAAAGCCCACCUGACUGAAACCAGCAGUAGUUUCACUUUGUCCUCCAACUAACAUACUUGACAAUGGUCUACAGUUUUAGUUUCGUUUUCUCUGUACUGAAUCUGUAUACUUGGUGGUCAGUUCUAUUUCAUUCGGUUCAAUAGGUAAAUUAAAUUGAUAGUUUGGGAUGGAGAUCCCUUCAUUUUGUUGAAUUGUUAGAAGAAAUAUCUUUAGAAAAUGCCACAAUGUCCAUAAUAUCUACUUCAUAAAUGCAACCAGUUCCUAUAAUGUAAUACUUGGGAGCCUGAGACAAUCCCAAGCUUUCAAGUUGAAGGACAAAGAGGAGACAAACUGUAAGGUGAGGGAUAACUUAGUCCUUGUAAGCUUCUUGUUUCUGAGAAAUGAUUCCUCACAGAUAUUGCAAAUCUGAAAUUAUAUUGUCAUAACCACAGACUAUUACUAAACAGUAAAAAAUAGCUAUUUUGCUAUCUUGGUUGUCAGAAAGAGUUGGAAAAUAUUGACACCUGCUGUCAUACAUAAACAUUGCAUGUUAACUGCAAGUGUCACAUAACAUUUUGACAAGAAAGCACAUUACACACAUCGGUGUCAGAUCAACAUAUCAAGCUCUGCCAAAUUUGAAACGCUUUUUAAUCUUAGAUGCAACUGACUGAAUAGAAUACAUGAAUAUGCUAAAGAACACCUUCCUACUAUUCAGUUGCACCCUCCACCCCCCUUUGCUCUAAGAACAGUCUCAAUUCAUUGGGGCAUGGACUCUACAAGGUGUCGAAUGCAUUCCACAGGGAUGCUCACCCAUGUUGACUCCAUUGAUUCCCACAGUUGUGUCAAGUUGGCUGAAUGUCCUUUGGAUGGUGGACCAUUCUUGAAACACACAGGAAACUGUUGAGUGUGAAAAACCCAGCAGCGUUGCAGUUCUUAAAACAAGCAGGUGCGCCUGGCACCUACUACCAUACCCUGUUCCAGGGCACAAAAAUAUUUUUUCUUGCCCAUUCACCCUCUGAAUGGAACACAUACACAUGCCAUGUCUCAAUUGUCUCAAGGCUUAAAAAUCCUUCUUUAACCUGUCUCUUCCCCUUCAUCUACACUGAUUGAAGUGGAUUUAACAAGUGAUACUAAUAAGGGAUCAUAGCUUUCACCUGGAUUCACCUGGUCAGUCUAUGUCAUGGAAAGAGCAGGUGUUCUUAAUGUUUUGUCCACUCAGUGUAUAAAAGUAUACUAAACAUAAGGUGCAUAUCAGACACUUUCUGGUUUAGCCAUGACAGGUUGUUAUUUUACCUCUGAGGAGGCCUAUCCAUCUAGAUCACUGUCAAUCAUAUCAAGUGACUCAGGUGGGUAGCUUCAUUUCAGAAAUCCCCCCCUUAGGCAUCAAAGGCAGGGAUGUAUGACUGGCAAGGUUUAUGUGAGUGUGACUAUAUGAUAGCAUGUGCUAGAAAUGCAUGCAUUUUUAUUUUAGAUGGGUGCAUCUCAUGUGAAAACCAGUAUCGAGUGACUUUAAGCAUGGUUAGUAUAUGCUGCUUGGGAGAGGAUUAACAGUAAACCGGUGUGUGUGGGGAGCAAGUGCCAAUGCCACCACUUCACACCCUGUCGGGAGCCACUGGGUCAUACACCAGCCAAGCCAAGGACUAUUAGCAUGGCACAGUUAGAGCAGCAUAGGAGUGGGUAAUGGUCAAUGAUUAUGGUGCCCAUGCCUCUGAUAAUUUACCAGAACCAAAUGUUCAUGUUUAUGAAUUUCGAUGCCAUUUUACACCAUAUAGUGAGACGUAUGGGGAGACUUCAAUAAAGAUACAAGAAAUGGGCAGAUCUCCAAAGAGUUAGUAAUAGGCUUAGCAGGGAAAGAUGUCAUCAUCACCCAGCACAGUGAGGACUGAAUUAUUAACCAUAUCCUGGUGGGACUCAGUGGAAGGAAGUUCGAGGGCCUGUAGUGAUGUGUUGUGCAACAGAAUCAUGUAGUGUGCUCACACCAUAUAUAGUUGAUUGUAGUUGUAGUAGUUAUUUUGGCUAUAGGUCGAAUACCUACAAAAUGUGUCUUUUCCAUAUAAUAAAACAUGGGAACAUCAGAAAGAAAUGAUAAGCACAUACCCCAGCAUUUGUCAUGAUGUGGUUUUACAGUAACUGAGAUAUUUGUAACUAACUGAAAAAAAAGACUGUCAUUCAAUUGUAUCUUGCAUGUUUUGUUUGAGUCAUUACAUCAAUGUAAAUUGCAGGGU